Molecule: messenger RNA, 6141 nt
Organism: Xenia sp. Carnegie-2017
Lineage: Eukaryota; Metazoa; Cnidaria; Anthozoa; Malacalcyonacea; Xeniidae
Product: NFX1-type zinc finger-containing protein 1-like
Exons: 4
Coding region: 249-5909 (1886 amino acids)
Biological process (GO): regulatory ncRNA-mediated heterochromatin formation
Cellular component (GO): nuclear RNA-directed RNA polymerase complex; nucleus
Molecular function (GO): zinc ion binding; helicase activity
Source: RefSeq, a predicted model, not a curated record
UAAAUAGUUUAUUUCAUGGUUUUUCUCGACUACAUUAUCAUAGCAAAGUUUGUGCAAAUACUCAACUGCUCCUUUCCGGGUUCAUUUACCAUUCAAUAAAAUUAGAAGAAUCAAAAUAGCAUUUUCUAUACCCACUGCCAGCAGAUUUUAUCAACGCAAUAAAUAUGCCUUUUUCACAAGAACUAGAUAUCAUCAUUUUUUGUCUGUAGAAAGAAUGACUGAAUCAGUAUGAAGUAGUCAUCAAGAUAAUGCCGAGAAAAAAGAAAAAUGGUGGUUUACGUGGAAAACGUAAAAGAAAAAGACCACAGUUUACAAAUGAGAGAAAAGUGAUCUUGACGUCUUCCACACACGAUGACCAUGAUGAUUAUACUUGUGAAGAAGAUAAUACAUUCUUAUUUUCAUCUUUGAAACGCAUGAGGUUUACGAUAAUCAAUGACAAAGAAGCCAAGAAAAAUGAGAUGUUAUCCCCAGUUUUCCCUUCACAGAAUCAACAUGUCAUACGACCAACAAGUAGAGAUAUAAACAUCAAUGAAACUCAAUUUAAAAGGAAAGGACUUUUCGAUGAACAUAAAUAUUUUCAUGGAAAAAGAAGAAAAUUCGGGGAAUUCCAAAAAGGAAAUAUUGGGCCUAAUCAAAUUCAUCAUGUCAGUGGAAGCAAGAAAGCAACGAGCAACCAGGACAGUUCUUCAACAGCUGCUCCAUCAAGUUUUUCCUGCCUAAAAAGCCUUUGUGAUAAAACGGUUUCUCCGGAAGACGCAUCUUCAAGAAUCUGUGAAGAGACGCAACUUCAACGUUUUGAAGCAUUAUUACACCAAAGCGAUCUCAACGAUGACAUGAUGAAAUUGGUCUUGUCAGUUAUAUACAAAGUUUGCAAGUCAACCAUAUCAAAACAUCAAACUAAAGUUUUUGCUAUUUUGAAUAAAGAACGAGUAUUCUGGAAUAACCUUAUGGAUUUUGUUGGAAAACUCGAAAAAGAUUCUUUUCACGAAAAGAAUAGUGACAUUUCUAGCAUUAUAAGACAUGUUGCCACGAUGUUUAAAAGUUCACUAGAUCUUUUACCCGAAUUAUAUUCCAGGAUUCCAUUUUUGCAAUUAAAAAACUCGGUUUCCUUUCUUAAAGAGAAUAGUCUUGUAUCGAUCGAUAGUACCCUGGAUAAUCUUUUAUCUGAGGUCGAAAAGAAGUAUGAGCAAGUUAGGAAAAAGACUCGCGAAAACAAAGAGUUACAAGCGCAGCCACCCGAAGACUUUAGAAGUCUUAACGUAUUUCCAACGGCUGAAGAUAUAUUUAAGAAACCAUUUCUUAGAAAAAAUAUUAUUAAAUUGUCAUUCACCAAUGUUGAUCAUUAUCUGGACGUACACUUUCGCCUGCUAAAAGAGGACUCGUUGGCGGACCUACGCAAUGGAAUUUUAGAGCUGCGAAAACGUUUUAAACACAAGCAAUACGGACAAAUAGCUAGUACGAAUCUAGAAAAGAAUUACAACAGUGGAAAAAGCAAUGUGGUGGUGUUUCAUAAAGUCUCCAUUAAAGAUAAUGUCCAGACAAACAGCCGAAGUGUUGUCAAAGGAUUGGUUUAUAAUGUAUCAUUUGAUGUUAAACAUCCAUCAGUGAAAUUUAUCAACUGGUCGCGAUCGAAACGACUUCUUUUUGGCUCUCUAGUUUGUUUAAUAUCAAACGACUUUAGAAAGCUUCAUUUUGCAACCGUUCAGGAUCGAGAUUCUAAGAUGCUAGAACAAGGCGUAGUGCAAGUUUGUUUUGAGAAACAUGAUUGCCCUGAUUUUUACGAUCUACAGGAUGAGUAUCAAAUGGUGGAAAGCAGUUCAGCCUAUUUUGUCGCAUAUCGUCAUAUUCUUGAGCGUCUACAGCAACUAAGCGAAGAAAAUAUGCCAUUUCAGAAAUACAUUGUGUCAUGUAAACAGCAAAUUGACAUGCCGGCUUAUCUCAAAAUGAAACCAUCAGAAGAAAAGAAUCCUCUAAUGAUUAACCUAAAUUCUGCUAGAAUCAAGAAAUUAAAUACAAAAUAUUAUGAUUCCGAAGAAGAGAGCCGAAAGUUAUGUGUCAAUCCACAUGACCUAAGCACUUGGCCUGAUGGUGAUGUAAUUGGUUUGAAUAAAUCUCAAUACGAAGCAUUUCGUUGGGCUUUACGAAGAGAGUUUGUUGUCAUUCAAGGUCCACCUGGUACUGGUAAGACAUAUCUAGGUUUGAAAAUCGCUCACACUCUGUUGAACAACGAUAAUCUCUGGAAAAAAAGUGAUGAAAGGAUUUCAUGUCCUAUACUUAUGCUCGCCUACACUAAUCAUGCUUUGGAUUCAUUUUUAGAAGGUCUGGACGUCGAUUCAAAAGAUAUUAUCCGAGUAGGAGGACGUUCAUCAAAUGAAGUUCUCAAGCAAUGUAAUAUCAAUAAUGUACGACGAGAGCGGCGACAAGUCUACAGAGACAAUAAUGUACGACGUAGAGGACGAAAAAGAUUCCGUGAAGUUGAAAUGAAGAAACAUGAGUGUCAGGAAAGGCUUAGCAGAUUGAGGGCAAUCUACACGAAAUCUUUUCAGGGAAUUUUGCCCGCGCGGGAGUUUCGUCAGGUCAUGUCAAAUGACUGGAAACACCAUUUUGAGAACGAAAAUAUGAUUCAGUUUCUCGGAAUCAACCUUAAACCAGCAAUUUAUCAUCAAAUUGUUGAUAAUUAUGAUGAAUAUUAUGGAGACGAGACAGGUGGAUAUUUUUACACUGGUAACAUGGAAGAUGAAGAUAAACAGUCUUCGAGUGAGGACACGAUAUUGCUUUGUUCUGCUGAAGAAACAACUCACCCUGAUGGUCUACUUGAUCUUUUGAAGAAUGAGCAAGAAACUAAUGAAAAUCUUCAUGAUGGAUUCCCCAUGUAUUAUCAUGGGGAUCUACCCAUGACAGAACGGUGGACAUAUUACUUACAUUGGCUUUCCAGACUUCGACAAAAUUUGCCAAAUGAAAUAGCAAAGGAGCAAAGCAAGUAUCUUGAGCUCAGCACUGAGUAUGAAGAAAUGCGUAAUGUGGAAGAUCUUGCAAUACUACAGAGUUGUCGAGUGGUUGGAAUGACAACAACGUGUGCAUCAAAGAAACAUAAUCUUCUUAGUCAACUUCAACCUCGUGUUGUUAUCAUUGAAGAGGCAGCUGAGUUGUUCGAAGCUCACAUUAUUGCUUGUUUAACACAACAUUGUCAACAUCUUAUUCUCAUUGGAGAUCAUCAACAACUCCGACCAAAUCCAAGCGUUUACAAACUAGGCAAGCAAUAUAGCCUUGAUGUGUCGUUGAUGGAAAGAAUGAUUGAAACAGGGGUCCCGUAUAGCCGUUUGUCGGUUCAGCAUAGGAUGCGACCGGAAAUUUCCAACUUAUUUCGUCAUAUUUAUGAAAACCUGGAAGAUCACGAGUCUGUAAACGAGUACGAAAACAUUCGAGGUGUAGAGCAUAAUUUGUACUUUAUCGAUCAUGAUCAAUCUGAAAAUGUCCACGAUAAUGUUCAUAGCAAAGUUAAUCAUCACGAAGCAAAAUUUAUGGCUGAGCUCGCUUUGUAUUUUAUGAAACAAGGUUACUUGUCCUCCAAGAUUACUAUUUUAACAACCUACAAAGGUCAAAUGUUCGUCAUUCGUGACUUGAUGAAGACGAUAGGCGAGGAAUAUGAAAGUGACAUGCCACGUGUUGCUUGCGUUGAUAAUUAUCAGGGGGAAGAAAACGAUAUCAUUCUUCUGUCUUUGGUUCGAAAUAAUCAAGACGAAGACAUUGGAUUUUUAAAAACUGAUAAUCGUGUAUGUGUUUCUCUGUCGAGGGCUCGUAAAGCACUUUAUAUCAUUGGUAACAGCAAAAUUUUAUCCAAGCAAAGCUUACUCUGGGAGAAAAUAGUGAAAGACCUCAGACAAAAUCAUUGUCUUGGUCCCGCAUUAGCUCUUGUGUGUAGUAAUCAUCAAACAAAGAACUUUGUCAGGACAGCUGAAGAUUUUAAAAAACUAGCUCCUAAUGGAGGUUGUUUGGAAAAAUGUGAACAUCGUCUCGAUUGUGGCCAUGCUUGUCCUCAGAUGUGUCAUCCUAGCAGCCACGACAACUACAAAUGUAUGAAACCGUGCAGAAGAAAUGUGGCUGAUUGUGAAGUUUUAGGUCAUCAAUGCACUAAACUGUGUCACGAGAUUUGCGACCAGAAUUGCAAAUAUCCUGUGGAGAAGAGACUUAACUGUGGCCAUUGGAAGACUUUGCCUUGUAGUGAAGAAAGCUUCGUAAACUUCGUUCACUGUGAAGAAAGAUGUGAAAAAACUCUUGCAUGUGGGCAUAGAUGUCAGGCAAAAUGCAGUAAACCGUGUACUAAAGAUUGCCAAGAACUGGUGAAGAAAACUGAUUUCUCAUGUGGACAUGAAAAUACGAUGGCUUGCUCAGCAACGCAAAAAGAUUGUAAUGUUCCAUGUGAGGCCAUUUUAGAAUGUGGACACCCUUGCAAAGGAAAAUGCGGGCAAUGUAUUCAAGGCAGAGUACACGUAAAAUGCAAAGAGAAAUGCGAUAGAAAUCUUGUAUGUUCUCAUCAAUGUAAAAGCUUUUGCUCAAAGAAUUGUCCUCCUUGUGAGAGAAAGUGUGAACGCCAUUGCAUUCACAGCAAAUGCCAAAAGAAAUGUGGAGAGGUUUGUGUACCUUGCAAAGAGUCUUGUGAAUGGAAAUGUGAACAUCUUCAGUGCACCAAACUCUGCAGUGAUAUCUGCAAUCGGCCAAGAUGUAAUGAACCGUGUUAUAAGAACCUUAAAUGUGGUCAUAAAUGCCGAAGUCUUUGUGGUGAACCGUGUGUUUGUGUUGUGUGUGACAAAAAUAAUGAUAAUGACGUCACAGACAUAUUGUUUGGAAAUGAAGACGCUGAUGAUGCAAGGUUCAUCAAGUUAUCUGAGUGUGACCAUAUUUUUGAGCAAACUGGUAUGGACAAAUACAUGGAUGGUCAGGUAAAUAAUGAAAUCAAGCCAAAAGUUUGUCCUCUCUGUCGGAUACCGAUCAUGAAAUCAUUGAGGUAUGGGAACAUUUUGAAGACAAUUCAAAACGACAUUGAUGUGGUAAAAAAAGAGAUUUUAGGAAAUAGAAAUUUGGUAGAUGCGUUGAAAACAAUGCAGAAUCUUUUGCCUUCGGGAAAUAUACUGGAUGAAUUAUUAAAAUGUCCUGAAGAUAUGCUGCCGAAUAAUUUGGAGGAAUUGCUAAAAAAACUUAAAGUUUUCAUGAAUAAAAAAACAUUGUGUGAGAAUGAUAUGAUGCUGUUGUCGUCAGAAAUAUUGCUCAUAAAUAAUUGGCGUUGUGUUAGCAUGCACUACUGGGAAUCUUUAAUCAAUUUUGAAAAUCGAUCUGCUGCCCAAGUCGCCUUUGAAAGAGAAAUGCAGUUCCUGCUGAGUAAGAUGGUUGUGGUUCCGAACAACACAAGCACUCGCAUUCUUAAUGAUUUGAAUUUAGAGCUGCAACGAUUGUCUCUUAAAAGGGACCUUCUGAUAUUGAAGACAAAUUGUAAUCGUUUAAAUAUUACACUUGAUGAAGACGAUGAAGAUAUCGUAAAAAGAAUACUGAACGCUCUUAAAACUCCGGACACCAUUAAGGAAAAUUCUUUAACAAAGUUUAAAAAAGGAGUAGCUGAUAUUUUUUCUCGAUAUCCUCAACUCACACCGAUCACACAAGAAGAAAGAGUAGAAAUCGUAAGUGCAAUGGGAUUCAAACAAGGCCAUUGGUUUAAGUGCAGUUGCAGUUUCAUUUAUGCCAUUGGAGAAUGCGGUGGAGCAAUGGAGGAAAGCAAAUGUCCAGAUUGUGGUGCAACUAUUGGUGGUCAGCAACAUCGUCUUGCUGAUAAUAAUGAAUUGGCACCAGAAAUGGACGGAGCGACACAUCCAGCAUGGUCAGAUCGAGCUAACAUGGCAAACUAUCAACUUGAUUGAAUCUUGUGGGCAUUAUUAUAAGGAAUAGUAAAUGAAAGUGCACUUUUUUUUUCAGAGAAAUUAUUCUAUAAUAUAAUCAUGAUAAAUUAAUCACCGCGUAAGCCAUAUAAUAAUAAUGAUCGUCAAAAUACAGGAGAGAAUCAACAAGGAAACGAAACAUUUUCCCCUUUUUUUUACUUGUAGCUGUAGACCAAUUAAAUAUAACAUUUACAAUAAAAAACAUCAAUUUUUA